CCUAAAAGUCCCCUUGAAGAAUUGCUGAAUAGCAGAUGUUGAUGAAUUGCAGUUUGCUUCACCAACAAUUUUCUUUUGAAAUUCAGGUCUUGUGAAUGUUCUGCGUUCAACAUAUGUACACACUUUACAACCACCAACCUGUGUGUUGUAUAUCGAUGGCGUUAUUAAGUUGACAUGCUUGAAGUGGCCUUCUCCCAUUAGUAUACCCAAGGAGAGCCCAGAUUCCUGUGCACCUGUGCAGCAAGAACUGUUAGCUGAGUGAAUUAGCUGCCAAGGUCAGUGGGAGAAGGAGACUGCUGUGCAGGUGUUUAUUGCCCCACUGCCACUCGGACAAGAGGGCUAUUGCAGCCAACUCCAUGGAGGAUAAGACGUGAAGCCGUUCACCACCACCGUGAAGGAGAUGCGUCUGCACAGGGACGACUUCGAGAUGCUCAAGGUGAUCGGCAGAGGAGCAUUUGGCGAGGUUGCGGUGGUGAAGAUGAAAAACACGGAACGGGUGUACGCCAUGAAGAUCCUGAACAAGUGGGAGAUGUUGAAGAGAGCCGAGACGGCGUGUUUCCGCGAGGAGAGGAAUGUUCUGGUGAACGGAGACUGCCAGUGGAUCACCACCCUACACUAUGCCUUCCAGGACGACAACUUCCUGUACCUGGUGAUGGACUACUAUGUGGGCGGUGACCUCUUGACCCUGCUCAGUAAGUUCGAGGACCGUCUCCCAGAGGACAUGUCCAAGUUCUAUGUGGCAGAGAUGGUGCUGGCCAUCCACUCUAUACACCAACAACACUACGUGCACAGAGAUAUCAAACCAGACAACGUGCUGUUAGACAUGAAGGGUCAUAUCCGUCUGGCCGACUUUGGCUCCUGCCUGAAAAUGAUGCAGGACGGCACGGUCCAGUCAUCGGUGGCUGUAGGCACUCCGGACUACAUUUCCCCUGAGAUCCUGCAGGCCAUGGAGGACGGCAUGGGGAAGUACGGUCCAGAGUGUGACUGGUGGUCCCUGGGGGUCUGUAUGUACGAGAUGCUCUACGGGGAGACGCCCUUCUACGCAGAGUCCCUGGUGGAGACCUACGGCAAGAUCAUGAACCACGAGGAACGUUUCCAGUUCCCCUCAAACAUCUGUGACGUGUCGGAGGACGCCAAGGACCUGAUCUCGCGCCUAAUCUGCGGCCGCGAGCGUCGCCUGGGCCAGAAUGGCAUCGGCGACUUCAAGGAUCACCCCUUCUUCGCCGGCAUCGACUGGGAACACAUCCGCUCCACUGAGGCGCCCUACAUCCCCGACGUCAGCUCCCCAUCUGACACCUCCAACUUUGACGUGGACGACGAUAUUCUUAAAAACCCGGACAUCGCUCCUCCAGUCACACACAGCGGCUUCACCGGCCAGCAUCUGCCCUUCGUAGGCUUCACCUACACCACGGACAGCUGCUUCUCGGACCGCGGCAGCGUCAACAGGGCCGGCCUGUCCGAUGGGAGCUCCCAGGAUGGGGGAGGAGAAGAGGGGGUUCCCCCGGACCAGGAGGGGGGGCUGGAGGUGGAAGCCUUUGAGAGGAGGAUCCGCCGGCUGGAGCAGGAGAAGCAGGAGCUGAACCGCAAGCUGCAGGAGUCCACUCAAGCAGUGCAGUCUCUCCACGGGCCGGGCCGCGGGGCCAGCACCCUGGGCCGGGACAAGGAGAUGAAGAAGCUCAACGAGGAGAUCGACCGGCUCAAGAAGAAACUGGCAGACUCUGAUAGGCUGGAGCACCAGCUAGAGGAGGCGGUGACUCUGCGCCAGGACUACGAGAGCUCCUCCUCCAAGCUGAAGGCCCUGGACAAACAGGUUAAAGCCCUGAGACAGGAGAAGGAGGAUAUCCACAAGCAACUGGUGGAGUCCCUGGAGCGCCUCAAGUCCCAGACCAAGGAGCUGAAGGAGGCCCACAGCCAGCGGAAGCUGGCCCUACAGGAGUUCUCUGAGCUGAGCGAGCGCAUGGCUGAGCUGCGUUCCACCAAGCAACGCCUCUCACGCCAGCUCCGCGACAAGGAGGAGGAGAUGGACGCUGCUGUGCAGAAGGUGGACGCCAUGCGCCAGGACAUCCGCAAGACCGAGAAGGCCCGCAAGGAGUUGGAGGCCCAGUUGGAGGAUGCCAAGGCAGAGGCAUCUAAGGAGCGAAAGCUGCGUGACCACAGCGAAGUCUAUUCUAAACAGCUGGAGAUGGAGCUUGAGACCCUCAAGGUGAAGCAGCAGGGUAGCGGGCGUGGGGCCGGAAGCAGCAGCCCAGAGCUGCAGCAGGAGCUGUCCAAGGUGAAGUCGGAGCUGGACAAGAAGGUGCUGUUCUACGAGGAGGAGCUGGUGCGCCGGGAGGCCUCCCACACCAGCGAGCUCAAGGGCCUCCGGAAGGAGCUCCACGACUCAGAGGGCCAGCAGCUCUCUCUCCACAAGGAGCUGCUCAUGCUCAAGGACAAGCUGGAGAAAGCCAAGAGAGAGAGACAAACCGAGACAGACGAGGCAGUGGGCGCUCUAAAGGACAAGUACGAGCGUGAGCGCAGCAUGCUGACUGAGGAGAACCGCAAGCUGACCACAGAGGCUGACAGGCUGUGUACGUUUGUGGACAAGCUGACUGCUCAGAACCGCCAGCUGGAGGAUGAGCUGCAAGACUUGGCCUCUAAGAAGGAGAGCGUGGCUCACUGGGAGGCCCAGAUCGCUGAGAUCAUCCAGUGGGUGAGCGAUGAGAAGGAUGCCCGCGGCUACCUGCAGGCCCUGGCCUCCAAGAUGACUGAGGAGCUGGAGUCUCUCCGCAGCUCCAGCCUGGGCCCACGACCCCUGGACCCCCUGUGGAAGGUGCGACGCAGCCAGAAGCUGGACAUGUCGGCCCGUUUGGAGCUGCAGUCUGCCCUGGACGCCGAGAUACGGGCCAAGCAGCUGGUCCAGGAGGAGCUUCGCAAGGUCAAGGCCUCCAACAUCUCCUUCGAAAGCAAACUGAAGGAUUCAGAGUCCAGGAGCAGGGAUAUGGUGGAGCAGCUGGAGGUCAUGAAGAAGGACUUGGAAGAGAGCCGUUCCCGCUCAGACAAAGGUCUGAAACUGCCCGAUUUCCAGGACUCCAUUUUCGAGUACUUCAACACCUCUCCACUGGCCCACGACCUGACGUUCAGAACAAGCUCUGUCAGCGAGAUAGAUGCCACGCCCCAGAAGUCAGACGUCCCUUCCUCGUCGCCCUCCGUGGCCUCUGAGCAGGAUGAGCCAGUCCCCAAGCCCCCUGCUGUUACCCCUACCGUCCCCUCCCUUGUCUAUCCAACAUCGCUGCUGACCACACCAAAGCCCAAAGCUCACCAGCUGAGCAUCAAGACCUUCUCCAGCCCACACCAGUGCACGCACUGCACCUCCUUGAUGGUGGGUCUCAUCCGCCAGGGCUACGCCUGCGAAGUGUGCUCCUUCAUCUGCCAUGUAUCCUGUAAGGACAAUGCCCCCCAGGUGUGCCCCAUCCCCCCUGAGCAGGCCAAGAGGCCUCUGGGCAUCGACGUACAGAGGGGCAUCGGCACCGCCUACAAGGGCUUCGUCAGGAUCCCCAAGCCCACAGGGGUGAAGAAGGGCUGGCAGCGGGCGUACGCCGUGGUGUGUGAUUGUAAACUCUUCCUGUACGAGGUGCCUGAGGGCAAGUCCACCCAGCCAGGCGUGGUGACCAGUCAGGUCCUGGACCUGAGAGAUGAGGAGUUUUCCGUCAGCUCUGUCCUGGCCUCCGACGUCAUCCACGCCACCCGCAAAGACGUCCCCUGCAUAUUCAGGGUGACGUCGUCCCUGCUGAGCUCGCCGGCGGGUGCCGUCUCCCUGCUGGUGCUGGCUGAGAGCGAGGCAGAGAAGAAGAAGUGGAUGGGCAUCCUGGAGAGCCUGCAGAGCAUCCUGGCCAAGAACCGCUUGAGGAACCGCGUAGUGCACGUCCUGCACGAGGCCUACGACUCCUCGCUGCCCGCCAUCAAGACCACGCUCUGCGCCGCCAUCGUCGAUCGAGAGCGUAUCGCCCUGGGAACAGAGGAAGGCCUGUUUGUGGUGGAGGUCACCAGAGAUGUGAUCGUGCGGGCGGCCGACUGCAAGAAGGUGCACCAGAUGGAGCUGAUCCCCAAAGAGAAGAUGGUGGCCCUGCUGUGUGGACGCAACCGACACGUGCACCUGCACCCCUGGGGGGUUCUGGAGGGGGCCGAGGCGGCCUUCGACAUCAAGCUGACAGAGACCAAGGGUUGCCAGGCACUGACCACGGGCGUGCUACGCCCCGGGGGACCCGCCUGCCUGCUGGCCGCCGUCAAGCGCCAGGUUCUGUGUUAUGAGAUCACCCGGGCCAAGCCGCACCACCGCAAGCUGUGGGAGGUGCAAGCCCCGGGGGUGGCCCAGUGGCUGGGCAUGGUGCGCGAGCGACUGUGCGUGGGCUACCCCUCAGGUUUUGCCCUGCUGGCCCUCCAGGGCGAGUCGUCGCCCGUCAGCCUGGUGAGCCCCGGGGACCCGUCGCUAGCCUUCCUGGCCCAGCAGCCCCUGGACGCGCUGCACGCCCUGGAGGUGGGCACGACCGAGCUGUUACUCUGCUUCAGCCAGCUGGGUAUCUAUGUGGACCCCACUGGGAAGAGGAGCAGGGCCCAGGAGCUGAUGUGGCCCGCCACGCCGCUUGCCUGCAGCUCCAACUCCUCCUACCUUACGGUGUACAGCGAGUAUGGGGUGGAUGUGUUUGACAUACACACCACUGAGUGGAUCCAGACAAUUUCACUGAGGAAGUUAAGGCCUCUGAAUGUGGAGGGCAGUUUGAACCUGCUGGGCUCUGAACAACCGCGCCUCAUCUACUUCAGCAACAACUCCACAGAAGGUGACCUGGCCAUCCCUGAGACAUCUGACAACAGUAAGAAGCUGAUGGUGAGAACGCGCAGCAAGAGGAAGUUCCUCUUCAAGGUCCCGGAAGAGGAGAGACUGCAGCAGAGGAGAGAGAUGCUGAGGGACCCUGAGCUGAGGUCUAAGUUGAUCUCCAACCCAAUCAACUUUAACCACGUGGCACACAUGGGCCCCGGCGACGGCAUGCAGGUCCUCAUGGAUUUGCCUCUGAGUGUGAUGCAUUCUUCUCAGGAUGACCCGGCCAAGGACAAGCCCCGCCCACUCUCCAGUAUCUCCCGGCAACAGAGGAGCAUGACCCAUAUCACCCGCACGGCCUCUGGAGGUGCAGACUUUGGAGGAGCAGGCUCGUCUCGGAACAUCUCCGACCCAGACGGGGACUUUGAGAGAGAGCCGGACUCCGACUCCACCAAGCACUCCACCCUCUCCAACAGCUCCGACCCCAGCAGCCCCCCCAGCCCCAACUCCCCCCACCGCAGCCAGCUAACACUGGACGGCCUGGAGCACACCCUGGACGGCUGAGGACCACCCCCCCCCACCCACCCACCCACACACACACACACCUGAUAUACACACACCUUACACACACACACACACACAUAUAAUGCGUGCUUAAUCACUCAACACCUACAUUCGACAUAGAACUUGUGUAUCGCUGCAAAGUGCCAAGAACAGACUUUGUGGACAAAAUGCCACCGCUGAAGCCUUUUCUGCGUGUGACGAGCAUAGACCCUCAAAAAGAGAGGGGCACAUGGUAUUUGAAGCUAACGCUAAAAAAACAACAACAAAUCAGCCAGUAUAGAUUUGUUUUUGUUUUUCUUCAUUUCAGGCCAUAAAUGUUUCCUAUGAGUUAAGGUUAUUAUUACUUAGUUGAAAUGAUCAAUACAUAGAGGUGAGAUGGGGCUGAAUUAAAAACAGAGAUUACUGAUGGGGGACUCACAGAAAAAGCAUUAAUGAUGAACUGUCCUAAUCAUAGGUAUAAGUUUGUUUAAAAAAAAACAAAGACGAGAGGGAAAUAACUGUUGUUUUUAAAGCGUAUAGUCUUUUACACGGACAUGUUGAGCUCGACUUUGCGGACACAAAACAGAACGGUGAAAGAAAUGGCAGACUUUUUUUAAGAACCAUAACCCCCACACACACACACACACACACACACACACACACACACACACACACACACACACACACACACACUUCCCAGCCCCUUCUGUACUGGCGUUGUAAUCCUAUUGAGCUGUUCCCGGACCAUUUUGAGAGCUGUACCUUCCUAGGGGACGAGCUGCCAUUCAACUCAACUGACUGCAGGGGUUUUAGUGUAAAGCUAAAUUAGUGGGCAUAUUUUAUAGCUUUUACAUCUCCUGCCAGCCUUUGUAAGAUGCGUUGUUUUUAACUUGGAUCUUUUGCCAGAAAACGUAUAGUUGGCGCCAUAGCAACCAGAAAUGGAAGAAGAAAUAAAAACAGAAUCAUGAGACUUUAAUUUCUCGAUAUGCGGUUUUAAGUUGAUAAGUGGUGGGAAUCUGAACAUAGCGAAAAGGACCACAUUACUCAUAGGAUUAUUAAUAAGAGUCCUUCACAAGCUGCUGCUGCUUUCGUGUGCUAUGUUUAAAUAAAUAAAUAGGUAUGUGUGUGAAGGCCUGCUCACUAUAGAGAGAACCCCCCUGGCCAAGGCCCUCGCAUUUUAAAUCGUUCAAUCAUGAGAGUGGGAAGCAUUAACGGUGGUGUACAGUCAUAGUGCCGUACCGCCACAGGGGGGUGUCUGAAUAGUUUUUCCUCCAGUGUGGGAUGUUUCAUUGUACAGAAGUAUGAGAUACAGUACAGGCAUGUGUGGCAUAUCCAGUUUAAUCACUCUAGUGUGCCUUCAGUGCCAUUUUGUUUUAUAGCACCUCGUUCAGAUCAAUUCCCGAAGUGAUUUUAAACCUGCAGGCUAUCGGUGAGUUUUUUUUUUUUCAGAAACACUGUAUUAAACUUGCACAUGUUUUAGUCCAAGGAAUAUCAUCUUUUGAUUUUGUGUCAGUGAUCGUUCUCGUUCCUUUUAUUCUUCCCGGACUUCUGUUCAGCUCUCCGAAGACGGGACUUUUUUUUUCUCUCUUCGAAACACAACUGCUUUUUUUUCCUCUUAAAAAAAAAAAAUCACCAGUUGGAAUCUUUGUAAUUAUUGAAUUGUUAGCAACAAACAUUUGAACAGACAAUAAAAGAGUAUCUGUUGUGCUUCUCU
Messenger RNA from Salvelinus namaycush (lake trout), 7049 nucleotides. Its product is annotated as serine/threonine-protein kinase MRCK beta-like. Bases 401 to 5356 code for a protein of 1651 amino acids. The transcript has 37 exons. The record is from RefSeq and is a predicted model, not a curated record. Gene Ontology annotation, biological process: peptidyl-threonine phosphorylation; actomyosin structure organization. NCBI's taxonomy places the organism in Eukaryota, Metazoa, Chordata, Actinopteri, Salmoniformes, Salmonidae. Gene Ontology annotation, cellular component: cytoplasm; cytoskeleton. Gene Ontology annotation, molecular function: protein serine/threonine kinase activity; ATP binding.